Fusarium poae is the source of this 2259-nucleotide messenger RNA. RefSeq lists its product as uncharacterized. Lineage: Eukaryota; Fungi; Ascomycota; Sordariomycetes; Hypocreales; Nectriaceae. The record is from RefSeq and is a predicted model, not a curated record. The transcript is spliced from 4 exons. Bases 1 to 2259 code for a protein of 752 amino acids.
AUGGGUGACGCUCUCCGGGCUUCUGAAAAGGCCAUACAACUUCAACAAUAUCAUCAGCGCUGUGGAAAACAUGUCGAACGUGUAUCCCCAAAGGAUGCCCUUGAUGCAAAACUCAGUGAAGCACAAUCACGAGUUCACAAGGCCAGCCAACUGUUCGGUAGAGAGUCGACAGUUGCGGUGGGUAGCGGUGGCGGUAGCUUUACCAACCCCUAUCUCAAAGAACUUCGUAGCGCCAUGGACGAUAUGGACAAACUCGAAAGUAUGAGGGCGACAAUUGAACAAGAAGAGUCCAAGUACCAGCAGCGGCUCGAACAGCAACUCGAACAAGAGCAAGCGAAUGAGUUGUGUGAGCAUUUCAACAUACUCGGCUUUUCGCUAUGCAACAGGGUAUUCACCGAAUGGCUUGCCACUCGCCAGGUGCUGCCUACUCCUAGAGAAGACCGAGUUGGGGACGAAGACCAAUCUACCCGCAUGGACUUGGUAUUUACUCCAAUCUCAGACGGCGCUCAACAGCCACCCGCUGCAGUACUUUCGAUUAUGAACAACACUUCUGUUACCGAUCACGUACACCAUACGGACAUGUCUACGAACGACCCGCAACGAUCGACCGAGAUUACAACAACGGUAGAGGAUGAAGCGCAAGAGAUACGCUCACAAUCUGGGCCAGCCAGGGCCACGAGAAUGGCACGGGGCGAAAUUGUUGCGAAGUCCUUGACAAAAACAACUAUCGACUUCGACCAGGUGUACCAAGGCGGUAACCCCAGUCAUCCAUAUGUCAUAGGUGAAUUCAAGGACCGCUGGUAUAUCCUCGAGUGUAAAAAACACAAUAAACAAUUCCGAACCGACAAUCCUGUUCAAGGUGCUUGGAAGCAUCUUAGAAUCGUUGAGUUGGGCACGGAAGUGUUGAAUUGCAACAAAGGCCUUUCCGAGUUGAACAACGAGGGAACCAUCAUCCACAAGGCAAAGAAAACAAAGAAUUCCCAACGCAUACUUCCAGCUCGAGCUAGCCAGUCAUCAUCAACUAUGAACACUCAUGAAAGCCAUGUUUCAGACAUUUGGCCUCAACUAGGUGAGGUCUACAAGACCUUUUGGAGGUCCGAUCGACCUCGAAAGUUCUAUGCCCUCCUAUCAUGUCUUCCACCAUGCUACGUGCAGCUAGAGAAUGGGUGUUUAGAGUUUACCGAGGAUCAUAAACCUGGUGGUUCAAAAGAGUCCAAGCGCAAGUACCCAGUAGUCUUUUUCCAUAAGGCUAGGUUCCCACAUGAGUGUGAGCUUGGUUGGGUGUCUGUCUCAGAUCUCGAGCCCUAUGAUCCUUGCGAUAACAGCAUCGACCACAGACACAAGCAACAGGUCAACGCUUUCUUGUCAAAUUACGAAAAUGUUGAAAACACGGGAAUACAGGGAACGAAUGGCAAUAAUGUCGCUGAACCCGAGACCUUCCACGAUUGCCUUCCGAGCCUACAUCACUCUUCUCCGGCAGCAGAAGAGUCUGACUUCAGCAGGGAUAGCAGUCUACUACUUUAUGAUAAUGACAUCGAGUACGAAAAAAGCCUCGCUGCACGAACUCGGGAGAACUCCUCUCGAGUGAAAGAGGAAGUGGUCCAGCUUAGCCCCAUGGAUAUGUCUGGUGGUCCGAUUCGUAACAGAGAUGUUCGAGCUUCAGAACACUCCGCCAUGCCGGAUCAAGAGGAGCAAGACAGCCAAGCUUUUGAUCCUAGGCCUGUUUAUGUGCAAGAUGACUACCUCAUGGACGUUGACUCUCACGGCGACACCGUGAACGAUGACACCAUGACCACUCUCGAGAAGCAGCUUACCCUGAAGGAGUACCGAGCCAUUGUGAAUGGCAUGUCCCCCCAAUCCAGCACCACUCCUCUUCGCGAUCCCGUGCGGCCGCAGGCCGAGUUUGCAAACAUGAGUGUUGAUGCCCAAGCCGGGCUUAGCUCUGCAGGAGUCCUAAUCUCCCACGAUGCUGUGGCUAACCCGGUAUUGCUACAUACCGAGACCAGCAUGCAUGACGUUCCGCAUAGUCCAAACAUCGGUCGACGGAGUCUACACGACCUCUACAGGCAAAUGAACAGACAUUCAACAGUUGAAGGACAUGGGGCUCUUCAACAAACAAUUCGAAGUGAUGGUGGCACAAUGUGGACAUUGACUGAGACUGCAGAUGGGACUCCUUCUAGGGCCUUGUAUUCAUCUUACCCAGAACAGAGGAAAAGGAAGCGUCCUCAGCCGUCGAUGUUUAUACCGCGAAGACGCUAA